AUGCAGAAGAUGGUUCCAGUUGUGUGCUUUGCGACGAUGUUGCUCCAGGUGGCUCACUCGGCUCAGGGCCGGUACGCUCAACAGCUGCUCACCGACCUGAUGGAGAACUACUCAAACGCCCUGCGGCCGGUGGAGGACACAGACAAAGCCCUGAACGUCACCCUGCAGAUUACUCUCUCCCAGAUCAAAGACAUGGACGAGAGGAACCAGGUAUUGAUAGCGUACCUGUGGAUCCGUCAGACGUGGCACGAUGCCUACCUGAGGUGGGACAAGGAGGACUACGAUGGCCUGGAGGUCAUACGUAUCCCCAGCAGCCUGGUGUGGAGGCCUGACCUCGUCCUCUAUAACAAGGCGGAUGAUGACUUCUCAGGGCCGGUAGACACUAACGUGGUGCUGCGCUAUAAUGGGGAGAUAACAUGGGAUGCUCCGGCCAUCACCAAGAGCUCCUGUGUGGUGGACGUGUCCUACUUCCCCUUCGACAGCCAGGAGUGCAACCUCACCUUUGGCUCCUGGACAUACAACGGCAACCAGGUUGACAUAGCCAUGGGCAUGGACAGCGGGGACCUGUCUGAUUUCGUGGAGAACGUUGAAUGGGAAUGCCACGGCAUGCCGGCCACCAAGAACGUCAUUAUGUACGGCUGCUGCUCCGACCCCUACCCUGACAUCACGUACACCGUCCUGCUCCAGCGCCGCUCCUCCUUCUACAUCUUUAACCUUCUCCUGCCCUGCUUUCUCAUCUCCUUCCUGGCUCCGCUGGGCUUCUACCUGCCGGCUGACUCUGGGGAGAAGGUGUCCCUGGGGGUCACUGUGUUGCUGGCCCUGACUGUCUUCCAGCUCAUGGUGGCCGAGAGUAUGCCGCCGUCCGAGAGUGUGCCGCUUAUUGGAAAGUACUACAUCGCUACCAUGACGAUGAUCACAGCCUCCACGGCUCUCACCAUCUUCAUCAUGAACAUCCAUUUCUGUGGGGCCGAGGCCAAACCCGUCCCCCACUGGGCCAAAGUCCUCAUCAUCGACUACAUGUCCAAGAUCUUCUUUGUCUACGAGGUGGGAGAGAACUGUGCCACUGCCACCUCUUCCUCCUCCUCAUCACAUUUUGGCCAGGACGAUGUCCACCAACCCAACAUCAGCCCCCACCACCAGGCCAAUGGGAAACCGGAGGGCAACAGCGGCCGAGAGAACCAGUACCGACACAAACACCCCAGACCCCAGACUCCUGGACCCCAACGUCACUCCAAGCCCCGACACCAACACCACAUCACCAGAGAUGAGAAGAACCAUCUCUCCAGCUCCAAAUACGAGGGCUUUGAGUCCAACAGGAACCUCCCCCUGGGGGACUGCUGCAAGGAGGCUCCGCCCUGCUGUCCGGAGGAUGAAAAGACAGCCGUGGUCGCUGCUGCGGUGGCCUCAGUAACCUUUGUCCCCUGUGUGUUCUGUAGUCACGGCAGCAGCUUACCCGGGGUGGACUCCAAGCUGGUGCGGAACGUGGAGUACAUUGCCAACUGCUUCCGGGAGCAGAGGGCCACCUGCGCCAAGGGGGCGGAGUGGAAGAGGGUUGCCAAGGUGAUGGACAGGUUCUUCAUGUGGAUCUUUUUUAUUAUGGUCUUCCUCAUGAGCAUUCUAAUCAUCGGCAAGGCACCAUGA
This is a messenger RNA of Salvelinus namaycush (lake trout), 1641 nucleotides long. Its product is annotated as neuronal acetylcholine receptor subunit alpha-9-II. The transcript is spliced from 6 exons. Lineage: Eukaryota; Metazoa; Chordata; Actinopteri; Salmoniformes; Salmonidae. The record is from RefSeq and is a predicted model, not a curated record. Bases 1 to 1641 code for a protein of 546 amino acids. Gene Ontology annotation, biological process: monoatomic ion transmembrane transport; regulation of membrane potential; chemical synaptic transmission. Gene Ontology annotation, molecular function: acetylcholine-gated monoatomic cation-selective channel activity; transmembrane signaling receptor activity. Gene Ontology annotation, cellular component: postsynaptic membrane; synapse; neuron projection.